AUGCUUCAGCAGGAGCUGGCGGAUUCCAUUGGGCAGUUAGAGCUGGACCUGCGGGCCGCAGACAAGGACCGGUCUGGUCUCGUGACAUCCUCCGCCUUUGCGAGAAUACUGCGGCGCAGCGGCGGCUCAGCAGAGCAGGCGGAGGCGCUCAUCGAGCAGUUCGGCGUCAGUGGCCGAGCGGUGGUGCGCUACGUUGACCUGUUGGACAGUAUGAGGCGCCUCGCUGACGGCACCAUGGCGUCGCCCUUAGCGCGAAGUGACAGCAGUGCAGGGCCUCGCUCCGUUUCGCCCCUCUCCGACGAGAAUGAAGAUGAGGCCGCGGAGGAAGUGGCGCAGCCUCAAAGGCGUGAGGCCUGGCAGCCGCCUCUCAGAAACACCGUAUCCUUGCGGAGAGACAAUUCGGCAAGUGACCGCUCGUGCCGUAGUGCGGCCGCCCAUAACAGAGGUGGUGGUGGUGGGCGUGAUACAUUUUACUCCACAGGAACUGUGCUUAGCUUACGCCAGCAAUCCACCGUUGACACAUCGCAGAGUAAUGGUGCAAGCCAUCGCUUUGCCCUGCCUCGAGGCGGGAAGUCCACUGUGGCUGAGAGUAGGCAGCAACAUAGAGCCCCGCGAGAGUCUGGUACUGAGAUGAGAGCCACAAGCUUUGUGGAGCGUGCUGCGGAGCGCGCCGCCUCCCCGGUGCAGCGCAACUCUUCAGUGGAGAGAAUGGUGCAGCAGGCGAAGCUGCGCGCCUUUUCGGGGAGCCCUACUCCGGACAGGUCAGAAACAUUGAGGGAGGAGGCCAUACUGCGGGAAGAAUCUUCGAAACGAAGGGAGAAAGAAUUCUUCCGCCUACCACAUAGACAGGAAAGUGACGCCAACAGUAGGGGCUCAAGGCGCACCAGGGGUGGGGAGACCUCAAUUGCAUCAACGAACACGACGACACGCGUAGGGGCGAGAGAUCAUGGUGAUGCAUCUUUCGCUCGAGGUGCUUAUCCUGCGGACGCAACACUGCAGCACAACACAUCGAGAGGGAGUCACGGCGCCUCCAGUACCGCGGGGAUAUCGGGUCGGGGCGAACUAUUUUCCCUUCGUGAAGUCUUCCGCGUGAUCGAUCACGAUCAAGACGGUAUUGUUACGCUGCGAGAGGUGUGGAAUGCCUUCCAGCGUCGCGGCAUCGAUGUAUCUCUGAUCGAGAUGGAGGCACUCGCAGAUUCUCUAGAUUUGGACGUAUCCGACGUGAGAGACCCCGUCACUGGGGGUGUUGACGAUAGUGGAUGUGGCACUGACCGCAUACUCGGCUCUGUGGAUUUCUGCAUGCUGGUGUCGCGUAUGCGUUCGAGUUUGAUUGAGCGCAUCCGACGCACGUCGCUUUGGUUCUCGGAAAGUGCGUCGUCUCCGUCGCCGCCGCCACCGCCGCUGCUGCUAGUGCCGAGCCCUGUGGACUGUCGGCUCGACGCGACGGCGGUGAGGCGUCAGCAUGGCGGCGGGAACAGCCAAGGUGCGGCGCUGCAGGACCCCAUACUGCGCAGCCCUGUGCAGCAGCAGCAGCAGCACCAGCAGUCGGUAGCGCACCUGAAUGUGAAUAGCUUCAGCCCCCCGCCAAGUGUGCACACUAGCGUGGCUGUGAGCCACUUGGCGGAGUUGGGGCUCACUGAGACGCCACAAGGGCGCACCACGGCGGGAGCAGCAGCAGCAGCAGCAGCAACGGUGAACACACAAUUUGGGUCUGCAUCGACUGUGUCUGUCUCCCCCUCACCGGAGAUGAGCAGACCAAAGUCACUCCACACAACGCCGACAGGCAAAACCCUGUUGCCACCACCGUCUCGUUUCGGCGAGGCCGCGAAUGGGACAGAAUCAGUUUCAUCGAAAAUCGCUGAGCAGGAUGUACCGAUAGGUUUUAGAUCACAAAGCCCUCAUCCUUACGAUGUGCCGACAGCACGCGGGCUUCAGCAGGACAUCGAAUUGAGUGUCCCACCACCAUACACAUCUGGCAGAGUUAAUUGUAGUACCAUGCAGCCAAUGAGUAGCUCCAGGAUGGCAGCAGCGAUUCCUGUAACCGAAUCGAGUGAGCUGAGUAGUGCGACAGGUCGGGCGUCGAACAACUACGACUCCCUCCGGAGGGAGAUGCUUGCACGACAGAAACAGCGUGUGGAGGAAGAAGAAUUCCUCCGGCGCCUGGAGAAAGAGUUUCAGGAGAAGUACUCCAGUCUCAUGGAUGAAACGAGCGGUGAGCGAGGCGAGCGACAGAGUACUUUUCCCACCGACGUGCAUCACAGUAAUCGCGGCGAGAGGUCACUACCACCGCCGCCGAGUACGAUGCGGCAGCGCGCUGGGAGGCUGCAAACUACGCCCCAUCAGAGUACCAGUGUGUAUGAUCACGAAGCGAUGACUGCUCCCCCCUCUCCAUGCGCUGACGCCCCGCCGACUGGUGGCGGUGGCGGAAGCAAUAGCAGCAGCAGCGGCGGUGGUGGUGAUGCAGUGGCGCGGCUUCUGCGGCCCACCGCCUCAUCACGUGCACACGAGCGUGGGAAGAAGCUCACGUAUCACCCGCCUAGGCGUGCAGCCGCUUCCCCAGCAUCAUCGUCAACGGGUAGAGUCAGCGCAAUUAUUCGUAAGCACAGCCCCGUGGCCAACGCCGAGACCGCUUCCAAUGACUCCACGCUAAACAGAAGGGGCAGUAUUGGAAGCGCUGGGCACAAACGAGAGGUUCGGCACAGCAGCAUCCGUAGUUUGCGGCCGCUGUCGCCUCCCACCCACGACGCAGCGACACUGGCGCAGCACUACCGCACCAGCAAUGCGGAGAGCAGAACUGCCUCGGCGCAUUUGCGAGGAACAGAAGCGGCGGGGCCGAGUGUUGUGCGUGUUUCACUCGUUCCUGGCGGAGCAGCUGCUGGUGGGCGCGCGGUAUGCUCAGCCUCUGAAGAGGCGUCGGAUGCUGCUGCUGCUGAUGGUGUUGACAGUGGUCUGAGUGCAGGCGCCUCUGCGCACCAGCAAAGACUGCCUCCGCCAGGGAUGCCGCCACGUCCGCCGCCUCUUUCGAGUGUGAAUGAGAGGCGUGAUGGCGGUAGCUCGGUGCCCACGCCAAUCUCACGUCAGAUAUCAGCGAAGCUCUAUGGUAAGUGCUCGCAGCUGCUGUCACUCUGCAGCAACUACGACCGUGCACAUGACGGGUUUGUUUCACCCAAAGAUCUUGGUCGUGCUCUCUAUGCAGUUGCGCCGGACUUGACGGAGAGCGAAAUCGGCGAGUUGGUACGGGCUGGGCUGGCAAUGGGCGACAACCGCAGCUGCUGCCAUUAUGUUUCACUCGUGGGGGAUCUCGUGGUGCAGGAGAGCUACGUGCACCUCCACGAGGAAACGCCCGAUGACAAUGACGAUAACAACAACGAUGUCAACGACGUGUACAGUGCGGGGAAUGUCUCGCCGGAGUCUCCGCGGCCUACCAUUGCGCCGGUGCCGGUGCCGAUGUCGUCCUCAAGGAGUGCUGCCGUGCCUGUGGAGCAGUCGACCCUGGAGGAUCGUGUGCGGAAGGGGCGUUUGAAGAUGAACCGACUCCUGCGGGAGGAGCUUCUGAAUGGUUGUAAUGGCGACUACCAUCACCUGCGCAAUGCCUUCUUCGCCCACGACGACAUCCGCACCGGUUACGUGGAGGAGAGGGUACUGCGGGAGUGCCUGGCGAAACUGUUCCGCGGUGCACAGCGCCCCAUACCCACCUGGGUGGUGGACAGGUGUGUGCGCCUCUGCCGUUCCCCCUUUGAGCGGGAGAUGAUUGCUGCUGCUGCUGCUGCAGACGGUGGUGGUGCGGUGGCGCCGCCAGCGGAGUCCCACGAGGAGGAGGCGGCGCGGCGGCGUGUGCACGGAAUACCCCAAGUCCUUCACGGCGUUCUGUGCGACUACCGUUACCUGUUGGAAGAACUACGGUUAUAG
Molecule: messenger RNA, 3909 nt
Organism: Trypanosoma grayi
Lineage: Eukaryota; Euglenozoa; Kinetoplastea; Trypanosomatida; Trypanosomatidae
Product: calmodulin
Exons: 1
Coding region: 1-3909 (1302 amino acids)
Molecular function (GO): calcium ion binding
Source: RefSeq, a predicted model, not a curated record